GAGGCGGCGGUCAGAAUGGCGAUGGGCAGCAGACAGAGCAGCCAUUGUGAGUCGCUGGAACUGGCUUCAGGCACAUGUCUCGGAUCUGGAGUACCGAAUCCGGCAGCAAACAGAUAUUUACAAGCAGAUUCGAGCGAACAAGGGCCUGAUACUCCUUGGCGAGGCACCUCCCUCUGAACCCACCUUAGGUGACUCAUCCCACACCCUCAGUGCUACUGACAUCAAGUUGGAGCCUGGGACUGAGAGACUGGGCACUUCAGUCUCUCAGCCGCCUGAGAACUUUUGUACGUCUGUUGGCAAUAUCCAAGAGUCCCUACCUGCCAAAACCUGUGGAGUGCCGAGGCCGGUCAAUGGCGUCAUAAACACUCUACAGCCCGGCUUGACAGAGCAUGCUCAGGGAGACGGCUCAGAUGCAGAGGAGUUGCUGCGUAAAAAACAGAGGCUAAACCUGGUCCCUUUGCCUCCUGAUGGAACCUGUGUAGCAGCCCGCACCCGCCCUGUCCUCAGCUGCAAGAAACGACGGCUCGUUCGGCCCAGCACCCUGGUACCACUCUCCAAAAAGGUUCAUCGCAAUAGCACGGGGCGGUGCAACUGUGACGUGAAUCCCUUAUGCGCUCUCUGCGGCACUCGCAGCUCAGUGCCUCCAGAAAUCCAGUACGAAGCCCCUUUGAUGGAACGUCUUUCACAGCUGGACUCCUGCAUCCACCCGGUUCUCUCAUUCCCAGACGAUGUACCGAUGAGUUUGCAUUUUCAGAGCAUGCUGAAAUCCCAACUGCAGAACAAGCCUUGUGAGAAAAUCAAACCUCCCAAAAAGCUCACCCUGAAGCAUCGACCCACCAUGCCUUCUAGCAAUCUGUCUGACCCGGUGCGCAAGGACCGCCACAAGCUCGUUAAUACGUUCUUAGCUGCAGCCACUUGCUCACAUCACAAAGCCGAGCCAGACAAGGCACACAGGCAGUCCUUAGACGAUCUAAGGGCCGCUCCCAAGGCCGAGAGAGCGCCAGAGCGCUCGCUUAUCCUGACUUCAGUUCAUGAGAGGAAGCGAUUACGGGACAGCUCCUCCGAGAGAAGUGAAGUGUUGAAGCACCAUGCGGAUAUCGGAGGCCCAAGCUACCUGUCGGGCGCGAUGGCCUCAUCGGCUCACAGUCCCAUCGUGCGGCAGCUGUCCACCUCCUCGGAAAACUCCACCCUGGCCAGCACAAGCUCCCUAGGUGCCUCCAGUGCAUCUCAGCAGCCCAGGAGGCGGAGAGGGGAAAGCUCUUUCGACAUUAAUAACAUUGUCAUCCCUAUGUCUGUCGCGGCAACCACUCGUGUAGAAAAACUGCAGUACAAGGAAAUCCUUACGCCAAGCUGGCGUGUUGUGGAUAUUGGUGCUCUGAAGGUGAAUCCGGAUGAAGAUAAUGAAGAGAUAGAGGACCUGUCGGACACAGCCUUUGCCACUCUCCAUGCCAAGUGUGAGGAGAUGGAGCGGGCCAGGUGGCUGUGGAGCACAAGUGUGCCACCUCAACGGCGGGGCAGCAGGUCUUACAGAUCAGCAGAUGGACGGACAACUCCACAGAUGGGGAACCCAUCUACCCCCCAGCCAGCUUCCCCUGAAGUGGGCAAUGGCCACUCCCAUUCUGACUUCCCCCACGCCCAUUCUCCACGGAGUCCCAUCAGCCCUGACCUGUUCUCCGGCCCCCACACCCCUCUGUCCCGGGACUCCAUGCGGCAUCUCUCCACAGAGGACACGCGUUGUUCCACACCGGAAUCUGGCCUUGAUGAACAGACUGUGCAGCCCUGGGAGCGGCGCAGCUUCCCCCUGCCCUACAACCCCAAGACAGAGUGUGAGGACCUGUCAGAUCCGCAGGACCGGUCGUCACGCUGCACACGGCGCACGUCGGGCAGCAAGCCCUCCCGAGAGACGGACGGAGCGCCCACCUCCCCCACCCUCGCCAGCCUCAAGAGCCGGAACCCGGGGGCAGUGGCCACAAUCCAGCGGCCGGCCCACAGAUAAGAGACAGACAGGAAGAUGAAAGCAAAAAGCAAUCCACCAAACUAACUCUUGGCAUUAAAGCUUCCGAAAUCUGCGUUUGAUAUUCAAACAUCCUGCUGGGAAUUUUCACAGUUUUUAGUGAAUUUAAGGAGUUUAGAAACUGUUUUUUUUCCUCCUCCUCCUCCCCCCCCUUCUCUUUCAGUGUUUCCUUGUCACAGAUACCUUCUCCAGUUCUCUGUGGUCUAGUGAGGAGAGCAAACGUGUUGCCCCCCCCCCCAUGCUUAGGUGUCCACUUCUAGAACCGAGGGUGAAGCUGGCUGAUUGACCUCCUUGGAGUUCAUUCCUGGGUGAAAGGCUACUUCUCUUUUCUUUCUUUUUGGGUCAUUCAGCGUCUGUUCUCCUUACUUGCCACCACCACUCUGUCCUUCCUCUCCCUUAAGAUUUUAGUGGAGUGAAAUUAGUGGUGAAAAGUGAUGUCUGAAUGCCACCUUCCUCACAAAAAGUGUCCCACUAGCACCAGAAAGCACUUGCAGUGCAAAGUCUCUAGCUGUUUGGUUCCCAAGGCUGUAUUCAAAAGGGCCGGCUUCCCAGUCCUGAGGCCCCAGUGGGCCCCUUUCUCUCCACUUACCGCCUUCAAUCCUCUCUGCUGUUCUGCUGGUUUUGAUACCAUUCGUCCAUCUUAAAGAGGAACUGUUGUGUUUGUGCAAGGAAAAGGUAAUUUCUCUUCAGCACCCAAGUUACAAUUUCAGGCAUCAGUUUUCUUCAGAUCCUAUUGUGGGUUUCUUGGGAGAGGGGUAAUGUAAUAGCAUUGAAAAUGGGGUCCAACAUUUCAAAACGAGUAGUUUUUUACACCUUCAGAUUUCUUUUGUUAGAUGUGACUUGCGGGUCCGUCCCCCCUGCCGCCCUUUCAUUGUGCCAUUAACAAUUAACCUUUCGAUUUUGCCCUCUGCUGUUAACUUAAAAGUUGGGAGUAGUUAUAGGUCUGCUGCUACUGAAUUGCCAUACAGUAGUGUUAAGCCUUAAAUAGUGGGAGGAAUGUCACAGGAUUCAACCACUUGCCACCCUAGACCCAUAAGCCAUAUUUUAGUUAGAGUAGUAUGAUCUCACUGUGCAUCCUCCACCCCCUUCUCAAGUACCCCUCCAGUUUUAUGAUCGAUCCCUUGAGUACCUAAAGCGUUUGGGUUUUUUGCACUGAGCAAGGUUAGGACUUUGUUUUUCACCACUACUGCUUGACUCCACUUCCACACACAAACUUUGUUGAAUGCAAGCGACUCAUCAGGUUCUUUUCCCCUUUUCUGAGUUUCUCGGGCCGACUAUCACCAAGCUCAACAGGUUCUUUUUUUUUUUAAUUAUUAUUAUUAUUAUUUAAAGAGGCCGCUGCCACCACCUCCCAUCCCCCGCGAGUCCCAAAUUCUGCACACCGGUCAACCUGUAAUGUUUUUCUGACCCUAGCGGUGUGGCUGUUGGUCCCCGUCCUGUUGUUAGCAUUGCGCCUGUCUUCUGUAUUAAUCACAUCACCAAAAAAGAAAAAGGAAAAAAAGACAUUUUUUCCCAUUUUGUAAUCGUAAUGAAAUAGUAGCUAAACUGCUUAAUGGUUGGGGUUUUUUCACAAUUUUCAACAUUACCUAAUUUUUUUUGUUCUGUUCUAGUUUAAUUUCUUUAAAAAAAAAAAAGAGGAAAAAAACCCAAUGCUACCAUAUCCCUCUGCAUUAAGUGCUUUUUCUAUUUAUAAAGUUGAAAAUUCUGAAUAACCCUCUUAGCGUUAUAAAGGGGAAAAAAAUCCACAAAAAAACUUGUAUUUUGUAAAUAUUUCUUUUCCUGCUUCAAGCUGUGUAAUGUCCUUGUUAUAUAGAAACGCUUUUCUUCAGAGAAGCUGAUCUUUGUUUAAUGUCUUGAUUCUGUUGGCCAAAGCACAGAUGUGUGCUUAUAAAAAAAAAAGAAAAAAAAGGAUUAAAAAAAAUUUAAAAGUUAAGAAAGCUGUAUGCCAAAUGUC
Molecule: messenger RNA, 3968 nt
Organism: Gekko japonicus
Lineage: Eukaryota; Metazoa; Chordata; Lepidosauria; Squamata; Gekkonidae
Gene: KANSL1
Product: KAT8 regulatory NSL complex subunit 1
Exons: 13
Cellular component (GO): NSL complex
Molecular function (GO): histone acetyltransferase binding
Source: RefSeq, a predicted model, not a curated record